AUGGCCACUGGAAUUAACAGAAAAAUUUCUGCAGCAUCAGCUCGUUCUCACACCAGGAGAGCCAACAAAUCCUCCUCUUUUCAGAUUCCUUCAGGGAUACUUAAAACAACAUUAGCAGUGUUGUUUAUUGGGUUUCUAGCAUGGGCUUAUCAAGCUACCCAACCUCCUCCUCCCAGCAUAUGUGGCUCUCCUGAUGGACCACCUAUAACCGCGCCAAGAAUCAAACUAAGAGAUGGAAGGCAUUUGGCAUACAAAGGGCACGGUGUUCCUAAAGACGAGGCAAAGUAUAAAAUCAUCUCCGUUCAUGGUUUUUCCGGUUGCAGGCAUGACACAGUGGUUGCCGACACCCUAUCCCCUGAUGUUGCUAAGGACUUGGGGAUCUACAUUGUAUCUUUUGAUAGACCUGGUUAUGGAGAGAGCGAUCCCGAUCCAAAUCGUACAUUAAAGAGCAUUGCUUUGGAUGUAGAAGAGCUCGCUGAUCAGCUGGGAUUAGGGUCAAAAUUUUACGUGGUCGGUGUUUCCAUGGGUGGACAAGUUGUUUGGAACUGUCUUAAGCACAUACCUCACAGGCUAGCAGGUGCAGCGCUCUUAGCGCCAGUCAUCAAUUUCUGGUGGCAUGAUCUUCCUGCAAACUUGACUACUGAAGCCUAUAGCCAAAAUAAAUUGCAUGACCAAUGGGCUAUGCGUGUUGCACACUACGCGCCAUGGCUAACGUACUGGUGGAACACUCAAAAAUGGUUCCCAAUUUGUAGUGCGAUUUCUCGUAGUCUAGAUAUGCUUUCAAAACAAGACAAAGAGCUUUUAAUUAAGUUGAUGGAUGAUAAAGAUGAUUAUGUGGCACAGGUAAGACAGCAAGGAGAAUAUGAAAGCGUCCACCGCGACUUAAACAUUGGAUUCGGGAGAUGGGAAUACACUCCUUUGGAAAUUCAAAAUCCAUUUCCAAACAACGAAGGUUCCGUUCAUCUUUGGCAAGGAGACGAGGAUAUGUUGGUUCCCGUUACGCUUCAACGAUACAUUGUGCAAAAUCUUCCGUGGAUUCACUACCACGAACUUCCAGGUUCUGGCCACCUCUUCCCUCACGCCGAUGGUGUGAGUGAAACUAUCCUUAAGUCACUUUUAGGUGUGAAGUAG
Messenger RNA from Vicia faba (fava bean), 1131 nucleotides. The record is from the annotation of a GenBank genome assembly. Lineage: Eukaryota; Viridiplantae; Streptophyta; Magnoliopsida; Fabales; Fabaceae.